GUAGUGAAGGGUAAUUUUUCAACUUUUUUAUGUGAGUCUAUAAUGAAAAGUUAAAAUAUAUCUUUCGUAAUUUCAUCGAUACCGGUCAAUGCUCUUAGAAGUUACAAGCAAUUAAAAUUUCACCUAAGAACAUAACUAGUUACGUUAGUAAAUGAAUUUUUAUAGCUUCUCAAAAAGCCUCAAGUCAUUUGGUCCAAUUUAAAAUGAAGUAUUCUGUUUUAAACGGUGAAAGAAUAAUUUUGUGACUCUCUCUCUAUGUACACGGUUCAGGAUACUUGGUGUACAUGCGCGUUUAAUUGAUACGCCAAAGGAGAAUAAAUAUCUACAAACGUGUAGUAAAUUUACUAACGUACGAUUGAUAGAUUGAACAAAUUUGUAUAAAGAGUUGACGUCACCCUGAUCGAAACGAUUUUCUUCGUAACCGAUGCAUAAAGUUACGUGCACACGAACAGGGUUCGUAUCGAAUGAGAUCGUAACGAAACGGAAAGAUCGAUACCGUUCGAAGAGGAUAAGAAUGUUUGAAAUAGGAUGAUAAGAAGGUAAAAACACGAUCGUAUAGAGAGGUAAUUGGUCGCGUUUGAUUCGAAUCUCGAGGAAGGCAAGGAAACGCUAUCUGAACACUUAUCGGCUACAACAAUUAUCGGAAUUUUGAUGAAACGAUUGGAAAUUGAUAUUAAGAUCAACUUAUUAUAAGCAGAUGACCGAUAUAAACGAGACUGAACGGUUCUAAUCAAUUCGCGACGACGAAACGAGUCCGACCAAUUGAACGGUUUAGCUAGCUCGCGACAUAAGCAAUCUUCGAGCUUGAUUUAAACAGAUUUUAAUUACCGCUCCUUUAGUCGGGAACCGAAUGUUCACAAGUGUAGUCUCGUUCGUUCAUAGUACUCCUUGUUGACGGCUUCGGGCAAAAUGGAUUCUUCUUUAAGCGUGCAACGCAUGUUAUACAACAUGAAAAGUUGGAAAGUUCAAAGUCUGUGCAAGGCGUUCAGUCGGAAAAAAGACGUGACACCGUCUCAGGACACGAAACUAGCCAGAUGUUUAUCCACCCUGGACCUGACGGCCCUUGGAAUCGGCUCGACGCUGGGCGUCGGUGUCUACGUUCUGGCGGGAUCGGUUUCCAAAAACACAGCUGGUCCCGCUGUGAUAGUCUCUUUCGCGAUCGCUGCGAUCGCAUCUAUGUUCGCAGGCUUAUGUUAUGCUGAAUUCGGUGCAAGAGUACCACGUGCUGGAUCGGCUUACGUAUACAGCUACGUAACAAUGGGGGAGUUUACUGCCUUUCUCAUCGGUUGGACUUUAAUCCUAGAGUAUGUAAUUGGCUCGGCUAGCGUGGUGCGGGGACUAAGCACUUACGUGGAUGCUUUAUUCAACAAUACUAUGAGAAACGCGUUUCAAUCCGCAGCGUAUAUAGACAUCAGCUAUUUCUCCUCUUAUCCAGACUUUUUCGCAUUUGGAGUAACUUUGAUCUUCUCUGCCGCGUUGGCGUUCGGAGCUAAGGAGUCUUCGUUGGCCAACAACUUUUUCACCCUAGUGAAUCUGUCGGUGGUGCUUUUUGUAAUAAUCGCCGGAUCCCUUCAAGCUGACGUAACGAAUUGGAAAACGAAGCCCACGUGUACGGAAGAGAAGUGCGAUUACGGAAGCGGAGGAUUCGCGCCAUAUGGUAUCGCGGGUAUCAUAACGGGAGCAGCUACGUGCUUUUACGGAUUCAUCGGUUUCGAUUGCGUCGCCACUACCGGCGAGGAAGCAAAAGAUCCACAAAGAUCAAUCCCCAUUGCGAUCGUCGCCUCGCUGACCGUAGUUUUUCUCGCGUAUUUUGGCGUAUCGACGGUCUUGACCACAGUUUUACCCUACUACGAACAGAAUCCGGAUGCCCCCUUUCCAUAUCUCUUCGAUAGAAUCGGAUGGAGCUGGGCAAAAUGGGUAGUUACGAUAGGUGCCAUUUGCGGUUUAUGCGCCAGCUUAUUAGGCGCAAUGUUCCCUUUACCACGAGUAAUUUACGCGAUGGCUUCCGAUGGAUUGAUAUUCGGGUGGAUGGGAAAAAUUAGCUCUCGAUUCCACACACCGAUCAUGGGCACCUUCUCCGCGGGAAUUCUUACGGGUGUACUGGCUGCGAUAUUUGAAUUGACUCAACUGGUAAACAUGAUGAGUAUCGGGACCUUGCUCGCCUAUUCGAUCGUUGCGGCUUGCGUACUUAUAUUGCGAUACGAGGAGAGCGAGGCGUACGAGAAGAAAGAGAAUCCUGAUCCAAGAACCUUGACGUUCAUCGCGAAGCAGUUAAUUAAUGCUAACAAAUUGAAACACUCCACGAAAUUAACAUCUCAAAUCGUUACGAUAUUAGUUACGUGUUAUGUCCUGUUAUGUAUCUGCAUCGGUUUUAUGGCUUCGAUGUACACCAACGAAAUCGCGAGCGGUAAAAAUACGAUCGUUGUACCUUUAGCACUUUUAAUAAUCCUUUUACUGGUUGUUCUUUCUUUCAUUUAUCUACAACCGACAUCUGGCAAAAAGCUUGCAUUUUCAGUUCCGCUGGUGCCAUUUUUACCUGCGCUCAGUAUUCUUAUUAAUAUUUAUCUUAUGAUGAUGUUGGAUAAAAUGACGUGGCUACGAUUUUCGAUAUGGAUGAUAAUCGGUCUUUGUAUAUACUUCUGUUACGGCGUUUGGCACAGUAAAAUGAGAAGGAUAAAAGUCACGAAUGUAAACGAUAACGGAUACGUUAAGGAAGAAGCAUGGUAAAAUGCC
Messenger RNA from Osmia bicornis bicornis, 2733 nucleotides. RefSeq names its product cationic amino acid transporter 2. The coding region runs from base 910 to 2727 and encodes 605 amino acids. Gene Ontology annotation, cellular component: plasma membrane. Gene Ontology annotation, biological process: amino acid transport; transmembrane transport. Gene Ontology annotation, molecular function: amino acid transmembrane transporter activity. NCBI's taxonomy places the organism in Eukaryota, Metazoa, Arthropoda, Insecta, Hymenoptera, Megachilidae. The transcript is spliced from 11 exons. The record is from RefSeq and is a predicted model, not a curated record.